This is a messenger RNA of Condylostylus longicornis, 3123 nucleotides long. RefSeq names its product E3 ubiquitin-protein ligase MARCHF6. The transcript has 6 exons. NCBI's taxonomy places the organism in Eukaryota, Metazoa, Arthropoda, Insecta, Diptera, Dolichopodidae. The coding region runs from base 125 to 3031 and encodes 968 amino acids. Gene Ontology annotation, molecular function: zinc ion binding. Gene Ontology annotation, cellular component: endoplasmic reticulum membrane. The record is from RefSeq and is a predicted model, not a curated record.
AAUAGUGAAGUCCGUGACAUAAAAAAAACAGAUCGGGAAGAUUUUCUUAUUUUUUUUAUUUUAAAUAUUUACAUUAUUUAACCAAAGAUUGCUUUUUCUUAAAAAAUUUUAGAGUAGUAAGAGGAUGGAUGACAUGUCUCAAAAUGAUAUAAUAUCCCGGGAAUGUCGUGUAUGCAAAUGUGAAGCUCAACCAGAUCGACCUUUGUUUCAUCCAUGUAUAUGCACCGGUAGCAUAAAGUGGAUUCAUCAAGACUGUUUAACACAAUGGAUGCGAUACUCUCGAAAGGAAUAUUGUGAGUUAUGUGGACAUAGAUUUACUUUUCAACCAAUUUAUUCCCCAAAUAUGCCAAGUGUUUUACCAUUGAGGGAUGUUAUUGGUGGUUUAUUGACUUCUGUUGGUACCGCAGCGAAAUAUUGGAUACAUUACACAAUAGUAGCAUUUGCAUGGCUAGGUGUAGUACCUUUGUCAGCAUAUAGAACUUAUCGUUUUAUGUUUAGUGGCUCUUUUGAAAUAUUAUCCCUGCCAGUUGAUGUAUUUUCAACAGAAAAUAUAGCUUCGGAUGUUUUUAGAGGUUGUUUUGUUGUUACGUGUACCUUAUUAUCCUUUAUUGGUAUUGUGUGGUUACGUGAGCAGAUUUUACAUGGGGGUGGACCUGAUUGGUUAAACGAACCCCAAAAUAUUCAACAGGAUUUAGGAGAUCCUAGAAUGGCAAUUUUAGGAGAUUUAAGACCUGAAAAUGAUAUUGGGAAUGAUGGAGUAAACGAAGGUCAUAUUGGUCUUGCUGAUGAAGCCAACGAUAAUAAUAACAAUGAAAAUAAUAAUAAUGAGGUUGAUGUAAAUGAUCCACCACCUGAUUUACCAAUUGACAAUGCAGAACCUCCCCCACCAAUUCCAGCUGCAGAAGCACCCGAUGCAGCUGCAGGUGACGGAGCUGGUGAUUUAGGAAAUGGAAAUGAAGAAGGAAAUUGGAACCCAAUGGAAUGGGAUAGAGCCGCAGAAGAAUUGACAUGGGAAAGAUUACUAGGAUUAGAUGGGUCAAUGGUGUUUCUAGAGCAUGUUUUUUGGGUGAUCUCCCUAAACACAAUCUUCAUAUUUACUUUUGCAUUCUGUCCGCAUUGCAUAGGCAAUUUUGUUAUAAACUCUUUAGGAUUGCAAAGACAAGACAAACCUUUAAUGCAUUUUCAUGGAUUCUUAACCACAUUAUUUGGGUAUUGUAAUAUUGGAGUAACACUGGUUAUAUUGCACUCCAUAGCACGAUUAUUUAAAAUGCGAAAAAUACGCUGGCUAUUUGGUUUAUGUUAUAUAGUUGUAAAAGUAUCCCUUUUAUCUGUGGUGGAAGUAGGGGUACUACCAUUAGUUUGUGGCUGGUGGUUAGAUAUAUGCUCUCUACCUUUAUUUGAUGCCACAAUUAAAGAUCGUAAAGCUAGUUUUAGAGCAGCGCCCGGAACUUCUCUUUUUAUACAUUGGAUGUUUGGUAUGGUUUAUGUUUACUAUUUUGCAGCUUUUGUAUCAUUGUUAAGGGAAGUUUUAAGGCCAGGCGUUUUAUGGUUUUUUAGAAAUUUAAAUGACCCCGAUUUUAGUCCCAUACAAGAAAUGAUAAAUUUCUCAGUACUACGUCAUACGCGUCGCUUAAUUGCUUCCGCAGUUAUUUUUGGAACCGCAGUGUUAUUGAUGCUUUGGCUACCAAUACAAAUUCUGAAAUCAUUUUGGCCAACGUUUUUGCCUUACGUUCUUUCAGGUGACGCAGAAGUUAAUGAAUUAAGUUUGCAAAUUUUACUCUUGCAGAUUAUUCUCCCUGGCUUCUUUGAACAAUCCCACACUCGUAUAUGGCUCAAAAGCCUGGUUAGAAUUUGGUGUAAAAGUGUCGCAUGGUUGUUGGGUCUAAAAAGUUAUUUAGGAACUGAAGCAAAUAAUGAUGAUGAAGGCAACGAACGGCAGCCAUUUGAUGUGAAUAAUCAGGGUGGUCUAGGAGCAGCUCAUCAAGCGUACUUGCAAAGAGGUGUUCCUGUAGCAUUUCAACCAUAUGAUCGGCCAACAUUUUUUGCCAUGCGGUUAUUUGGUUUAAUAGUUUUAAUGUGCAUAAGUCUUGUCAUUACAUCUCUUAUAACAUUAACUAUUCCUAUAUGGAUUGGUCGUCAGGCAAUGGCAUUUUGGUCUGUUAGUAUUUCAAAUCAUAACAGUGCUACUAGUACUGUCGAAGGAAGAGGUGGAGAGAUUCCUCUUCGACCACACGAAUUGUAUACCGCAGCUAUGGGUACCUACCUUUGUUGGAUAUUUUCCCGUGGGGUUGCAAUUGCAACUAAUUUAUUGCCGCAGGGGCGUACCGCAAUAAUGGAAAAGUUUCGUCAUUGGUUGCAAACCGCUACAAGUUAUGCUUUGGCCGCUAUACUAUUUGUAUUGAUGCUUGGAGUAAUCCCUCUUUUGUUUGGGCUUUUAUUAGAAUUAGUUUUAGUAAUACCUUUACGUGUGCCACUAGAACAGACACCAAUUCACUUUUUGUGGCAAGAUUGGGCCUUAGGAGUAUUAUACACUAAAAUAGCUUGUGCUCUUACAAUGAUGGGCCCUGAUUGGGUAUUCAAACGUGCUAUAGAAAGAGCGUAUCGUGAUGGAUUGCGUGACAUUGACUUAGGAUUUAUUAUACGAGAACUGGCAGCCCCGGUUAUAACUUGUUUUGGGUUAGCUUUAUCGGUUCCCUACGUUAUAGCUCAUUCUGUAAUGCCAAUGUUUUUCACAAAUCAACAAACACGAAGUAUUAUAGCCAGAGAAAUUUAUCCAUUCUUUUUAAUAGUAUUUAUAGCGGUUGCCAUAAUUUAUUUCCAAAUAAGACAGUUCAAGAAACUUUAUAUAGCUAUAAAGAACGAUAAAUAUUUGGUUGGUCAAAGAUUGGUAAAUUAUGAGCACAAAAAGAAGAAAGCAGAUACUCCGCCACCGGCUUCUCCAAAAACUGAAUCCAGACCUCAACAAGCGAGACAAGACGAUCGGGAUAAUGAUUUGUUUAAUUUUGAUCCUGAGGUAUUACCAAGAAUAUAAAGCUUAAUUUUAAAUUAUAUACUACGUGUAAAAAUAUUUAUGUAAUAAAAUUUUUAAAAAUCUUAAAAUAAAAAACGCGAAAAUUAAAAUAA